Zootermopsis nevadensis is the source of this 8498-nucleotide messenger RNA. The record is from RefSeq and is a predicted model, not a curated record. Lineage: Eukaryota; Metazoa; Arthropoda; Insecta; Blattodea; Termopsidae.
AUCAAAGCUCUGUGUAAACUAUUUUAAACAAAAUGUAGUAACUUGUAACAUAUCCACGAAACAUUUUGCGUAAGUCCCUUUCGUAACAUACAGUUUAAGCUCCAAUAAGAAGACAAAAUUAUAAAAAAAAACUGUGCACAAUUCCGAACAUGGCAAGUGAUCACGAACUGCAAUGAGCCACGCUACUCUGACUUCCUCGUGCGAGGAUCUGAAUGAAGCAUCUACUCUAGCUGAAAUUCAGAGAUUGCUCCUGAUGGAUGACCGACUUCAGUCACUCACACCGGAAUCGAAUCCACAUUUUAAUUCAUCACUGCAACAAUUUCCCCUGUUUAACUUCAGUCUGGACGAAGCGUUGCGGAUAUUGUUGAGCGAGAGGCAACGAGAAGAUCGCGAUUUGGGUGGCCAAGCUGAAGUGGCGCUAAUAAUCGUGUACGCCUUAUUGAUGGUGGCAGGUCUCGUGACGAAUUUGCUUGUGAGUUUUGUGGUUGCAAGAAGGGCGCAAAUGCAUACAGCACGGAACUUGUAUAUUGUGAAUCUGACCGUAUCGGACAUAACAUUGUGUGUCAUCUGCAUGCCGUCUACACUAGUCGCCAUACUCAGGAGGCAGUGGACUCUCGGUUCAACCCUGUGCAAGCUCGUUCCGGCGCUGCAAGGUACCAACAUUAUGGUGUCUGUCGGUACGAUAACCGCCAUAGCCCUUGAUCGCUACCUGACGAUCGUGCGCCACUGUCGUAGGGACGGAAGACUCCAAACUAGGCGUCGUGUGAUGCUCAGCAUCGCACUCAUCUGGCUGCUGGCUGCGGCCGUCACAGCCCCCGUCUGCUACUUCCAGGUGGUGGAGGCGGUUACGUUCCAGCGCGUUGUGCUGUAUGAGGCGUGCAUUGAGAGGUGGCCGUCGCGGCGGGCGCGUCUCCUCUACGCAGUCUGCCUCCUGCUACUGCAGUCCGUGAUACCGACACUAGUCGUCGCGACGGUACACGCCCGAAUCGCAUCUUAUCUGAGCGCCCACGCAUCGACCCAGAAGGAUUCCCGUCGGGCGCGUAAGGAACUCGAACGUAAUCGUAGGACGACUCUGCUCCUGACUGGUAUCGCAGUGCUUUUUGCUGUCAGCUGGCUUCCAUUAGGUCUGUUCUCUGUGCUGGUGGACUUGCUGGUCACUCCCACAGCACCCGCGUCCCCACGGGGCUUGUACGUCGCUCUGGCGGCGUGCCAUGUCAUAGCAAUGACGUCCGCUGUUUCUAAUCCAAUUGUGUACGGAUGGCUGAACUCGAACAUCAGGAGGGAAUUCCUACAUCUGCUGCCGGCCAGGUGCGCUUGUGCUACUCAUCGCCGCUCGUCCAACGACCGUGCCAAGGCCACUGCCAUAGGAGUAGCCACCGAAGACGUGACGACAAGAACGCAGCUGAACCACUUCAGCGUGGCGCCCCUGAACUACGGACCUUCUGGCGUGCAACAGACCGCAGCAGCGGAGAGCAUGGUCCUGCUCACGACAUCCAAUCAGGAUUCUCUGAAACUCAAGGAGUCUAGCGAGGUGUCUGUGCUUUAGCGAAAUGACUAAUGAUUGGUCAUGUACACACGGCAGUCAUGUAUUGUCGCAGACGUAAGCAUGAACUUUUAGUAUGUACAUACUGUUGGAAAUAAGGCAACUAGGUGUCUGUCAGCGUAAAUGAAAUUUUGAAUCUGCUCCCUCUAUUUAUCCAGCCCCCUGUCCAAUAGGCGUCGUGGACAAUUUCCCCGGCUGGAAUUUGGAGACAAUUUUUCAUAUAUCUCAAAGAAGUUUCCCGUGUUAAGAUUUAAAUGCUUAAGUGUUGCCAGCUUUAUUAAAUUUAUAGUUUUCCGAAAUAAUUUCUUUUAGAAUGGAAUAAGUUGUUCAGUGCUGAAAUUAAAUUAUUAGGAGGCAUGAGAAUACAUUCCACAAAAUAAAAAUCCGAAACAAUUUUAAUUUUACACGUCUCAACAAAAUUAGCUAGUAGUUUUAAAUAAUGUCAGUAGCAAAAUUGAUAUGUUACGUUUGAUUAAACCCUUUAUAUACUAUUUGAUUUUAUCCGUUAUAAUAUUAAUUCAGAUACUUAAAAUGCAUUUUCAUACCUAUCACAACACUAGAUAUAUAAUUACCGAACAACUUCAUGUGCAAUGGACCCCUUUAUUUUUAUUGAAAUACGUCGAUAAAUUUCGGAAAUUGAACUUAAGAACAGAUAGACAGACAAUCAGUGCCACAAUCUGUGUGUGGAAAGCAAACAAACGAACAACAUAAUAUCUAGGACUGUUGCUGUUAUGCGACUUAAAGAACUGUAGUCAAAUACCUUCCACUUAAUUGGUUUUGACAGCAGUAGAACAAAUGCACAUGAACUCCAGUGAGGUAUGCAAACUGCGUACUCCGAUUCUCUCCGAGUCAGGGGACACCGUAAUAACAUUCACACAGAAAGAAACCUGGACUCUACAACUUCAUUUGAAUAAAAUCUAAUUAACUCUUAGGAAGGUGGAAAUCUUAUUAUCCCGGAGAAUGAAGUUUCAUCCACAAUAGAGUGACGCUUGUAGGUUUUUUGUUUCUCUGAGAGAUGGUGACAUUUUCAAAAGAACUCGGCUUAGGGAUCACUCCUGGAAGUAAAUUAGCCGCCAUUACAACAUUACAGUAUUAUAAAAGUUCGCCAUAGUCUCCGUUGUAUAAAAGAAGUUCAUUACAUGUUUGUUAUUUUAUCCUCAUCUUUGAAAGCAAAUUAAAUAUUCGGUUUAUAUUUCUCUUCGUCAUGUGUGGUCAUAAAUAAAAGAAUUGAGUUCUUAUCGAACUGUUUAUUAAAAAAUCUAUUUAUCUUUAUGAAGCAUAGUCAUUUCUGUGAAUCUAGUACGGGCGAGGUCUCCUAAUGAAAACACCCGGCUCAUGGAGCUGACAAAUCGCAUAAAUCUAUUUCUGCGGUUAAGAAUGUGAGAGCGAUAACUCAGUUAUUCUGCAUAUCUUGAAGGAUUGGCGCUUAAUUAAGCACCAGGGACAAAUUUGCCUUUAAUGAACUCAAGAAAGAAAGUUUAACAUAUGACUUGAUCGGAAUAUGUUAAAAUUCCUGUUCAUAUCAUUAACUUAUUCAGGAUCUCAUUUCUUAAAUUUCUUUGAGUAAGAAACAAAUAAGAAUAUGUAUUUUCAGACACAUUCAGAGCCUAAUUCACGACAUUAAUUACGGCCCAUUUAGCCUCAAUUUUGUUUUCAAAAUUAUCAAUAAACACACACACACACACACACUCGCAGUCCAUUGAAAUAUUAGAGUGGAAAAUUGGGUCAAACUUGCGAUAAAAAAAGGUGGAAAAGUGUACUCCAAAUAUUUUACAAAUGCGUACUUUGAGAUUUUCCAUACUUUACUGGCCGAAAAAAUCCAUUUAUUGCAGACAUAAAACUGCUAUGGCAGAUGCAUAUCUGCUCACCCACCGACACGGUAAACUCUGUGACGUCAACUAAAUUAAAUAGCGAACAGCAUACAUGGAACCUAUGUAGACCAUAAACGACAUUUUGCCACCGACCGACGUGUAUAGUCUACUGAUGCAGACCUUUCACAUUACGAAGAAACAAAUUAUUUUACCUACCGAUUUCGCGUAACCUAUUCAGUUGCUGAUGGCACAAACAUAUUGUUUCAGCUAUAAAUUGACUUUCCAGCCAACCGGUGACUUUAUCUCCACAACUGUUAAACCCGAACUCAACAAAAUUAGAUAAAUAACCGUGUACUUAAAUUUUGAUUUAACAGUGACCGAUGUUUUUGCAAUGUAUUUACUUUGCAUAAGUUACUUUAUUUUGACUUAUUUUUUGUUAAAUAUUCACCACAACACAAAGUUGUUUAUAUACGUAUUCUAUAAAAUUUCUCGGCCAAAACGGCGUGAGUUUUGGACAGAAGACCGAGUUUAGUCGUCGUGAAAUUUUCCAGUCAUAUAUAUUGCAUGUUACUUCAGCACGAUGAGUCGCUUUCUAUUUCUUGGUUUCAUAUCCACGAUACAGAUGCUCUGGACAUAUUGUGUGUCUUUUGGGCUUGAGCUACUUUGCUUGUUAAAUUGUAUCUAAAGUUUAGGUAGAAUUUCACCAGCAUUCAAAACUUGAAGUUUUAUAAUUUUAUAAUUUAGGCAACAUACAAAAACCAAAAUAAUAAUUGUACAUAUUACAAUGCAUCCUUGUCAGACACCUUCCAACUUCGGCGUCUUUCGAAAAUAAUUAUUUAUCAAUCUUUAUAUGAUUACAUAUAAUUCGUUUCGUGUGUACGUGUUUUGCAAACUUAGUGAUGUUUGGGAAAUGUUAUCAGCUUUGAUAUGAACAAGAUUAAUGCUCAUCGAGUUUGUACCCUCUGGGCCUGUUUUAUCUUCACGGUGCUUUUUUGUAGACAUACAAAAUACAUAUUAAAAUGUUAAACAAAGCAAGAAUAUAGAGAACUUAAAAAGUAACGUAAAAUACUGAUUAAAUGGAUAUUUUAAAUAUUAAACAGACAAUUGAAGGAAGAAAGGCAGAAUUGAAAAUGAAAGACAGACAUCAGUCAAAUUACAUUAAAAUUCCAAUAACAGUUUUCUCAUCAUAUUAAAGAGCUCUUUAUCGGAGGUCUCUUUCUGCCGAAGGGCUUAACUUUUAGAACACGUCUGUUCAGAUUUGAAAUCAAAUCACCUUAACACAAUGAGAAUGAAGGUAAACAUAUUUCGGUACGCAAAUAAACUGGCUGUGAUCUUAUUUUACCUUAGGCACUUCGAAAUAUGAACGAGAAUAAAUUUAAACUUUUAUACACGAUGCAUAAAGUUUACAGACAUUACGUUUCAGGCGUCGGUAACCUUGUCAUUAUCGUUGUUCGAAUUGGCUACUCAUAACUUCGUCGAGGGCCACACAAAAAUAUUAAUUGUCAUAGACCUCUGUCCUAUUGCAUAGAGAAUUACUUUCGGACGAUGUGUCCUUCCCGCAGUAAAUAUUACCCAGUGAAAUAAUGAGUGAAAGAUCAGAUUUAUCAUUGUGGUUAUCUCUAGGCGCAGUUAAAAUGCUCAUUUUAUUUUAAGGCCAAAUAAUACUUAAUGAAAAACUGAGUGUUAUCUGUGCAUUGUCUGUUGGUCGGUUCGUUGGGUGGGCGUAUGCAUUGGCUUCAAAAUUCACAAGCACAUGCCGAUUAAAUACUUUUAAAUUCAGACACAUAUUUAUUCCCAUCCGUAAAUAUUAGCGGAAUUAGGAACUAAAGGAUAUCGCUAAACGUCCAACACAACAAAUAUUUUUCACAGACGAAAUGAUUUUGUUAGCAGCAUUGUUUGUUGAUAGUAAGUGGACAGUUUUCGGCUCUCUAAUUGCAGUUACAGCUACAUUACAUUCUUUACGUAAACAUAUUUUUAUUUAUUUUAUUUAAUUUUCCCAAAUUUUAUUUCUGCUAACAUAAUUUGGAAUAGUUUACUCCUGGCAUAUUAAGUGGAAACUAUGCUUCCUUCUUUUAAACUUUCCUAAAAUAAACUCUUAAAAAGACUUUGCCUCGUGUUAGAAGCUGUAUCAGAUAGAAUGGUCUGACCUCUAAAUAUUUGGAAGUCGAACGUAAUGCUGACAAAUGAUUAGGUGACUUACAAUUUAUGUAGAAACUGGAUGUUCUUAAAACUUUUUGUAGCUGUUCAUUACAUUUCUAUGCAGACUUGCUAAAUGAUCUGAAAUUAAAUUUAACUGUACGGAAUGGCUGAAUAACAAAGUUGGCUCGUUAAGAUAGUUUUUUCGCUUGCGGGUAAAUUUCUCUUACUUUGAGUUUAACAACGGUUGUAAGCGAUCUUCUACCACAGGCUAAACAGUUCAGCUUGUGAACAAAUGCGGAAAUUGUGCGAAUCUUCUUUCCUCUACGCUACAAUGUAUUUGCAUAAAACCGCAGUAUAGAGGAGGUAGGUGUAACGCAACACGAAGUUUGCACGUGGCAGAAUUUCGGUUGCAAAAUGCCUAUCGUUGAUUAAUAGCACUAAUGUUGUCAUUUUACAUACAUGUUCUGGAGUAGCAGAUUUAUCUCUAGUUAUUCAAUUUACAAUUCCCUUUUAGCAUUUGUUACAAACGAAAAUUUAAAUUACGUGUUUGCACACAGACGUGAAAUGUAAUAGACUACAUAUGUCUAAUGAAUCCUGCCGUAAAUUUUAAUUAAUAUUCUUUGUCAUCAGUUUUAAUUGCAAAGUUUAUUAAAAUGGUGUUCCACUGUUAACUGAACACUCAAUCAAUUACCUCAAUAGAAAAUAGUCCUUCUUGAUCAGUUACCCAAGAAAUUCCCCGCUUUAUGGAAGCCGAAACUUCGUCACAAGAGUUUGCCAGCAGUGUCUGUACUCAGCCAGAUUAAUCCCAUCUAAACUAUUACACUUCGUCUUCUUAAAAUCCAUUUUAAUAUUAUCCUUGCAUCAAGGCCCAGAUCUUUCAAGUGGUCUCAUUCCUUCAUGAUUUUCAACCGAAACUCUAUACGCAUUUCUCAUCUUCUCCAUGCGUUCAACACCCCAGCCUCACUGAUCUGAUCAUUCUAAUAAUAUUCUGUGACGAUUACAAAUCAUGGAGCUCCGUAUUCUGCACUUUUCCAUUAUUCUGUCAUUAUCCCUCCUAGGUCCAAGUAUUCCCCUCAGCACCCUGUUUUCAAACACCCCCAGUUUGCUUUCUUCCUUUAACGUGAGAAUAAUUUUUUACACCCAUACAAAAUAAUAGUUAAAAUUUCUGGUAGGUCUGUACUUUAAUCUUUACAUUUCUUGAGAGGCAUGUUGUCUUAUGGUUUAAUUAAAAGAAAACAACCAACGGGAAAAAGCGGUGCAUCGUAUUUGGCUCCGGCGAGUUAAGUUUUAGGAUGACUGUAAAUUAUAUAAUGGGAAUGAUAUUGAAUUAACCGCCGUGCCCUAUUUUAAGGCGCUGUCGGUGAUAUUUUCUGUUUUUGCCGAAGAGAAAUACGAAGUGAGGACAGUCUUGCUCAGGGCCGAGAAACGAAGCGGGUACUCUAGAGGAGAAAUAAUCAAAAGAGGGAUUUAUUUUGGUCUGAGGAGCUAUUGUGUUCUGUUAACCACGAGAUGUCGUGAGAUAUUUUGAAUGAUUUCCAUACGCGGUACUGCACUGGGAAUAUUAGGAACCCUGGAGGUAAAUGUAGCUCAACACAUGCGUCACAUCAUGGAGAUGAUGGGUAUAUGUAGCUAAUUUACUGUAAUCAGGUUACAGUGGCAGUCGGCACUGUGAAAUUGGGUUCACACCCAACGAAUUAACUGUCUCUUUCUACAAAGGUUCCGUACUAAAAUACGGAAUGACUUUACUGUCAUUAACUCGUUGAUAUCCUUAUUUAAAUAUAUUUCACAGAAAGUAAUAAAAUAUAUUACACCAAGUUGCUAUAAAACACCGAUAUGUAAAUGAAGGCUGAUGAUGACUGUCUUUUUGGGAUGUUGCACCGUGUAGUCUUGGUUAUCAAAAUCUUUAUAAAGAAAUAAAUCUCCUUUGAAACGCCGAUCAGUAUUAACCAGACUACGCGUCGCUACGCCCCAUAAGACAGUUAUCAUUAAUCAGUAUAAUUAUCUUAUUUUAAAUAAAUUAAUAUUAUCAUGCAAUUAAAAGUAAAUAACACGACGAUUGAUACUUCACCUGAAGCAAAAACCACACCAACUGUGACAGCAGAAGCUUCGAUAACCAUCGUAAAUAAAGGACAUAACUAAUAAACACUCAUUUUAAAUGCAAAUUAUCUAUUGUUAAAACAAAUUUCUUAAUAUGUAUCAAGUUGUGUAAAACAAAAUAGCGCUGCGAAACGAAACACUGAAGAAUGAAUUUCUCAUACUCUUCUGUAAGCAGCUGCCAUCUACAAUUGAGGAAUUCGUACGUUGUUUUAGAGGUUGUGUUGCGCGUUGCGAGAAAAAAGUUUUUGAAAUUGGGUAAGUUUAAACGUAAAUACAUUAAAACUAACAGAAAUGAUUGACUGAUAAGUUAGUGUUUUUAGUGGUUUAAGUGUUGGUGCUUGAACUGUAGACUCAUGAUGUGCAACAUUUAAAGCUGUGGGUGUAGAGGAAUGGCGUCUCCUACAUAACCAAAGCAUGGACAAGAGGGAGGACAGUGAAGGCAUUCUUGUGAACCCCAAUAAUCCUCUAGGGGAAGUUUAUGGCCCUAAGUUGGUGCUGCAACUAAUGGAGGUGUGCCAUAGAUAUGGACUACAUUUUAUCUCAGAUGAAGCAUAUGCACUGUCAAUUUAUGAACUCCAAACAGCAUUCCAAAGUGUGCUGAGCCAACCAUCUCUUCCAGACCCACAGAAGACUCAUGUUUUUUGGUCCUUUAGUAAGGUCUACUUGUUCCAUUUGAGGUGUUCUGCAUUGAAUCAUUCAUAAAUGUGGAAUGUGGUUCUGGUAAUCCAUAAUCCAUGAAGAUGUAUGUGUUAAGUAAUACUAAAAAUAGAAUGUACAAGACAAGAUUUAUGAAGUAUGAUGAUCUUAUCCUUAACCAUUUUAAAUGUAAAAAGCUGGUGAUAAUUGGAUGUGUCAGUAAGUGCUUGUAUUCUUGUGAUUGACUUAGAUAAAAGAGCAAAUCCAUUUCA